AUGGAUGCGGAAAGCGUAAGCACAAAGGAUUAUGAGACGGUUUUAAGAGGCAUUGAAGAUACUGUUGCUCUGAGCAGCGAAGAAAUCUUAAAUAACCAAGAGCUAAGACUCAAAAAUACAUUGCAUGAAAUAUCUUCGAGCAUUCUGGCAAUAAACGAAGAGAAUAAGUUUGUUAAUCCUCUUAGAAACGAUAAAGACUCGGAUGCUGGGGAAAAAGAGGUGUACAUUAACCCUAGAAUCUUAGGUGUGAAGAUCAAAGAGUUUAACAAUCUAAUGGAGUUAUUGAAGUUGACCUAUUUAGAACAGGAGACCCUGGACUAUUUUUUCAGGUUUACUUUAUCUUCGACGAAGCCACUACAGUUAAAGUCUGAAAAAGACCCUGAAUUUGUGAAACUGAAUGAGAAGGUUAAUCAUGUAAAAAAUGAGAUUUCGACUGUUUACGAAACUAAAAUAGAACAAAUUAAAACCGAAAUCCAGGAGACUGGCCACAAAUUUGCCGAAAAACAAGACUUGUUAAAUGAACUUUAUUUGGAGACCACAGGUGAUAUUGAAAAUUGUUGGGAUUCGCUUAACGAAUUGAAACGUUUUACAAACAAAGGGGAUGACAAUAUUUCCACGGAUAAAGAUCCCGUAUUGAAUCCUGGCGAUUCGAAUGAUUUUGUGGAGGAAACAUACACGAAUUGGCAAAAUCUGCUUUCGUUACAAAAGCAAAAUCAAAGCUUAACAAAGGAACUUAAGGAAGCGCACGAAGCUAAAAGUCGGAUAAUAAGAAAAGGAAAGCAAAGACAGAAAGACGAUUCAGAGCAUUCAACCGCCAAGGAGUCAGAAUUAUGUCAGUCAGUCAACUUACUGGUAAAAUUUUGGGAGAAAUAUUUCCUGUUCAAAGGAUCAAAAGCGACUAUUUUGAACUUCGAAAUUUUUACUCAACUUGGUAAAGUCCAAUUUGAGAUAAAGGACACGAAAUAUAUAAUAGUCGUCUCUUUGAGUGAUUUGAAAAGACCGAUGAUAAAAGAUAUUACUAUUUUACAAAAGAAAGGCGGAAAUAUAGUGACAAAUGUUGAAGUGAGCAGUAAAUUUAACGAUAAGUAUCGAAAUAAUAACAGAAUACAAAUUUUUGAGGUGAUGGAUAAUAUCAUAGGCGAGCUAACAAAUGAAUAG
Molecule: messenger RNA, 1158 nt
Organism: Saccharomyces kudriavzevii IFO 1802
Lineage: Eukaryota; Fungi; Ascomycota; Saccharomycetes; Saccharomycetales; Saccharomycetaceae
Gene: KRE28
Product: Kre28p
Exons: 1
Coding region: 1-1158 (385 amino acids)
Cellular component (GO): chromosome, centromeric region
Source: RefSeq, a predicted model, not a curated record